Molecule: messenger RNA, 3674 nt
Organism: Scleropages formosus (Asian bonytongue)
Lineage: Eukaryota; Metazoa; Chordata; Actinopteri; Osteoglossiformes; Osteoglossidae
Gene: sncaip
Product: synuclein, alpha interacting protein
Exons: 10
Coding region: 210-2795 (861 amino acids)
Molecular function (GO): ubiquitin protein ligase binding
Source: RefSeq, a predicted model, not a curated record
CGGAGCGGAGCGCGAGAGCGCGUUUCCGGUCCGCCGGGGAACCGGAGCGCAGAGACUGAGAGCAGCUGCCCUGCGCACAUCCACAUCCAGCGGCGCUCUUUGUAUCCAACACAUCGGCACGAACGCGGCCCGUACAGCACGGCGACAAGCUCCUGCGGAAAGCAGGUUUGCUUUUCAUUAGUGCUGUGUGGUCAUAAUGCUGACAGAGAAUGGACGCCCCUGAAUAUCUGGAUCUGGAUGAGAUCGACUUCACUGAUGACCUAGCUUAUUCUGUGACAUCUUUGAAGAAUAUCCCGGAACUUUGCCGAAGAAAUGAUUCCCAGGGUGAAGAGAGACAAGUUCCACCUAUGAACUGGAGUCGUGGGAUCCCCUCACACGGAGGAAAUGGAAUCAAACCCGCCGGUAUUGCCGACGUGCACAGCAAGUUCCGACCCGUCAAGCGGGUGUCGCCCCUCAAGCACCAGCCAGAGGUGUCGGACACCGAGGCCGACAGCAAAGGGCAGAAUGCAGAGGGCAGCAAAGGGGAGACAUCUGACAAGGCGAACGUGGCAAACGUGUCCUGCACCGACAGCCAGGGCUUCAAAGGCAAGGGUGGCGGUCCACUGUUUGGGGAGCUGGAGCACUAUGACCUGGACAUGGACGAGAUCCUGGACGUGCCUUAUAUCAAGUCCAGCCAGCAGAUGGCCACGCUGCCCCGGGUGGCAGCUGAGAAGAAGCCGCUGGGCAGCGGCGCUGGCGACCGGGGCCAUGUCGCAAAGACCACCACCCUGCCCCAUUCAGAGACGCUGGGCGCCAUGACACAGUAUUGCGUGCUCUCCCCUGUGAAGGGUCCCGAGGUGCGCAAGUCCAAGUCCGUGGAGUCCGAAUUCAUUCGGCAGCCCGGCGGGGGCCACGGACACGUCCAGAGCGGCCUGGGCUGCUCCGCAGCUUCCGAGGCAGAGAAGCUCCUGCCCAGCAGGACGUUCCAGGAGCCCAGGGUUCACAAGGCGGGAGUCGGGAUCCCUGGGGGUCAGCCUCCCAUGUUCCCGGUUCCAGGUUGUACCGGGGCAGCAUGGAGCAGCCCCAGGGCACAUGGCGAGUGCGAUGAGGAUGCAAAGAAGGCUCAGAAUAUCAUCAACAUCAUCCGCGGGGGGCAAAUAUCUCUGCUGCCUCAUCUGGCCGCGGACAACUUGGAGCUCAUCCGAGACGAGGAGGGUAACAACCUGCUGCAUAUCUCGGCUUCGCAAGGACAUGCCGAAUGCCUGCAGCAUCUCACCUCCCUCAUGGGAGAGGACUGUCUGAACGAGCGCAACAGUGAGCAGCUCUCCCCGGCCGGCCUGGCCAUCAAGAACGGACACCUGGAGUGCGUGCGCUGGAUGGUGAGCGAGACGGAGGCCAUUGCGGAGCUCAGCUGCACGCGAGACCACCCCAGUCUGAUCCACUACGCCGCGCGAUACGGCCAGGAGAAGAUCCUGCUGUGGCUGCUGCAGUUCAUGCAGGAACAGGCCAUCUCCCUGGACGAGCUGGAUGGCCAGGGGAACAGUGCCGUACACGUGGCCGCUCAGCACGGACACUUGGGCUGCAUUCAGACCCUGGUGGAGUACGGCUCCAACGUCACCGUGCAGAACCAGCAAGGGGACCGGCCUUCCCAGACUGCCGAGCGGCACGGCCACACCACCUGCUCGCGAUACCUGGUUGUGGUGGAAACCUGCAUGUCGCUGGCCUCCCAGGUGGUCAAGCUGACCAAGCAGCUUAAUGAGCAGACUGCUGAGAGGAUGACCCUGCAGAACCAGAUGCAGCAGCUCCUGGAAUCGCCGCACCUGGAUGGCUCGCCGUCUCUGUCACCCAGCUCCUUUGUCCCACCUUUGGGGUCGUGGCCUGAGAUGACCUUGACGGUGGAGGCAGCGGCCGGCGAUGGGCAGUGGGUGCUGCGGCAGCGGGACGUGGACACGGACGCGGUGCUGCGGCAGCUGCUGGGCAAGGAGAUAGCGGAGAAGGUGUGUACCCAGGAGAGGCUGUCGCUGGAGUUCCGCGACGGAUCCCGGGAGGCGGCGCGGAGGCCGGGGGCGGCGCUGACGGGCCGCCGCGAACUCAAGUUGGCCAGGCUGAAGCAGCUCAUGCAGCGGUCGCUCAGCGAGUCGGACUCCGACGCUUACCCGGGCGAAGAGCAGAAGCAUUCCGGCGCCGUCGGCCGACCCGACAGGCCUCGGCAGCUGGCCGUCGCGGACGGCGAGGAGCAAUCCGCCGGCUCGCACCCGCCGGCCAGGAGGCACGGCGCAGCCGCCGAGCGCAAGUUCUCCUUCGCCCACGGCACCUCGAAGUCCGUGGACGGGUACAACCCCUCUCCAACCUCAGACGGCAGCGAUCACGACCACGAGCCGAAAUCGGAAACGCCGGGCGACGGGCAAAAGGUGACUACGAGCCCCAAGAGCGCCCUCAAGUCGCCGUCUUCCAGGAGGAAGACCUCCCAGAACCUCAAACUCAGGGUGACGUUUGACGAGCCGGUCGUUCACAAGGAAGGCCAGGAGGGAGAGGCUAAGGGCGCGCAUGGCAAGGACGCCGAGAAAGGAGGGGCGAGGACUUCGGCGGGAUCCGAGUCCGGGGAAAUGUGGAAGCGGCCUUUCGGAACCUUCCGCUCCAUUAUGGAGUCGUUGGGCGGGAACCAGAACAGCAACAACAGCAAUCAGCAGACCGCUUCGGCGGCCAAGCAGUGCGUCUCCGGCGCGUCGCACGGCUCGCCCGGCAGGAAAACGUGGGACGCUAAAUCGAGCCCCGCCGGCCCGUCCAAAUCCAAGGGCAAGGCGAGUGCCGUGUAGUAAGUGCCUUCGGUGAACGCGCGGUUCACCCGACGAGCAACCUGCUCUUACCCUGAUCUUACCCUAAUCUUACUUCACAAGUGUGAGAUUUUUUUCAGGCCUGAAAGCAGGAUAUUUCCCCUCCCGUAAGUGGCGGGUUCUGGAGGGAACGACUUCAACCAGCUCUUCAUUCACUGAAACCGAACGACUUUCCGCUGACGCAAAAGACGAGACGGAUUGCUCCGGGGAUUCUCCUUUUUUUUUUUUCUUUUUAUUUUUAUUUUAAGUAAACGUAAAAGCAGACGGAGCACUUGGUGUUCGUACACUUGUACCACUGUACCGGAGCCAGUGUAUAUAGAAUUACUCCACUAUUAACCAAGACUGCAAUAUCUACUGUUAGUUUUGAUCCAAAUGUCUUUUAACAUUUUGGAGAUCAGUAAUUUUAGUUAUGAAAUAAACUUGUAUAUUUUUGUUUGGACUUUUUACAUGUACCUUUGGCCAAUCAGACCAAUGCAGUGUAUACUGUAAAUAUUUAAAAAAAAAAAAGAAAAAACUAAAAAGCAACACUUGCUGAUGUUUUCCAUGUUGGAAUUGUUCCACUUUGGAUCAUUUAAGUUCUUUUUUUUUGGUCUGGAAUCACAACACCUGUAUUCUAACAACAGCAGUGUUAAGGGCAGUUUUAUGGCAAUGCUGUUACUUAUUUUGUUUAUGAUUAUUGUUCUUAUUACAGUUAUGAAAAGGUGGGUAAACAAAGCAUGACAUGGGAGAAGCAUGAAUUAAAGUACUGUUUUUCAUUACUACAGCAGUCGGGGAGGUGGGUGCCUCAUUGUGAAGGCUGCUAUUUUUUUAUUUACAUUUAUUUACUUAGCAGAUGCUUUUCUCCAAGCGACUUCCAAUGAA